AUGGCUCUGCGCGAGUGGCUUCUCGGGGCGCUGCUUUCCGCGGGUCCCGGGGCUUGGAUCGUGCUGCUCGGGGUGCUGCUGCUCUCGUGGCUGGCGCUGCGCCCUCUGCGGCUCUUGCGCGGCCCGGACGAGGUGGGCUACGCGGGCGAAGCCGGCUGCAGCCGCGCAGAGGCGGCCAGGCGAGCGCGCAGGAGCCGGCGGCUCGGGCAGCUGCCGCCUGUCUACCCCAACGGCUGGUUCCGCCUGCUGGAUUCGGCGCAGCUGGCCCGCGGAGAGGUGCGCAAAGUGGCUGCGCUGGGUAAGUGGGGUUCCGGAGCAUGGGCAGAUUGCGGAGCGGGCAGCUUGGAAGUGGAGCCGUCUGCCGAGCGCGCACCGGAAUCAGCUGCGCGUAAAAGCGCGCACCGGAAUCCUGCUGCCAAGCGCGCGGCACAGUGCGCUGUUGGCAAGUCCUGCCAGGCGCCGGCCUCGGGAUUCCACCCCCUGGAAAGGAAUCCAGCGUAUCUCCACGAGGGUCGGUCGUAGCUUUGUCUCUGAAAGGUGGCUCGCUAGCUGCGGGGAACUCUUUCUGCCUUCCUUUCCACGGAGAAGCUUUCCAUGACGCGACAGUCUCUGCUGCGAGUCAGGAAUGGCAGCUAUAAAAUCCCGGAAUGAUUGACAGGGAGGGGAGCCCGGGGUCUUCUAGUCCAGCCCCCUGCAAGACAGGAAUCUCAGCUCAAGAAUCUCUGACAACCUCUGUUGAAGAAAAAAAACAAAACACUCCAAUUACACCCAGAAAAGACCGCAGUCAAUAGAAUCUUCUGAGACACCUGCGAGAAUAUAUACUACUGGAAGCAUAUUUUGCAAAAUGCUUUUUAUUCCUGCAUUGCAGGGGGUUGGGCUAGACGACACUCUGGGGUUGUUAGGCGUGACUUUGGUAUAUGUGUGUAUGUGGCAACUUGAAUGCUCGAAAUCUUAAAUUCUGCUCUCCAUCUGCAAAGGUGGGCAACCAAGAUGGCCAAAGGUCUGGAAACCAAGCCUUGGGAGGGAGCUGGGUCUGCAAAAAAGGAGACUGAGAGGAGACAUGAUAGCCAUCUUCAAAUAUCUCAAGGGCUGUCCCAUGGAAGAUGGCGCAAGAUUGUUUCCUCGUGCUCUGGAGGGUAGGACUCGAACCCAUGGCUUCAAGUUACAAGGAAGAAGAUUCCGACUAAACAUCAGGAAGAGCUUUCUGAUAGUAAGAGGUGUUCACCAGUGGAACCGUCUCCCUCUGGAGUUUGCAGACUCUCCUUCCUUGGAGGUUUUUAAGCAGAGGUUGGAGGGUCAUCUGUCAGGGAUGCUUUAGCUGAGUUUAUUCCUGCAUUACAGAGGGUUGGACUAGAUGACCCUUGGUGUCCCUUCCAAUUUUACAUUUCCAUGACUUUCCCUUUCUUCUCCUCCUCGCUGCCAGCACUUUGCAGAUGUAUUUGGCAGAAAAGACAAAAUCAGUGGGUGCUUACAGGCAGCGGCUCAGAGGCCAACAAUUUUUCUUAAAAAAUGCACAUCCCCAUUCAGUUUUUGUCCUCUGAACUGCAGGUUUAGGUACCCUCCUGCAACUGAAACUGUUCCAAACAACACAGGAAACUUGAAUCUGGUCUCAGGCUGUUUUAGGAACUUCUCAUUGGCUCCCAGCCCAAAAGAGGUGUCCUGUUUGUUUUAAAGAGUUAGAUUAGAGGGGGGAACUUAGAGGGCAGGAGGGUGAUGGCAGCGGCUGGGAGGGGUGUCGCUGCCCCUGCCCUUCCCUGCUAAGCUUUGCCCAAACCCCAUCGCCAGUACUAGAAAUUCCCCAGGUGGAAGGCAUGUUUUGCGACUGGCGCAGGUCCGAUUGCGACCAUGUGGAGACCUUUGGAUGCUAGGCUGGCGGCUGACAUCUCCAUCUUGCUGGGCCCUCCAGCUUUCUUAAGCAGUGAAGCAGAAGAGCUUUAUUCACCUUUUUCUCCAAAGAGUACAUGGUUAGUAAUAGUAAUUUAUUAUUUGUACCCCGCCCACCUGGCUGGGUUUCCCCAGCCACUCUGGGCGGCUUCCAACAAAUAUUAAAAAAUACAUUAAAAUGUCACACAUUAAAAACUUCCCUGAACAGGGCUACCUUCAGACAUCUUCUAAAUGUCAGGUAGUUGUUUAUGUCUUUGACAUCUGGUGGGAGGGUGUUCCACAGGGUGGGUGCCACUACCGAAAAGUUUCUCUGCCUGCUUCCCUGUAACCUCACUUCUCACAGGGAGGGAACCGCCAGAAGGCCCUCGGCGCUGGACCUCAGUGUCCGGGCUGGACGAUGGGGGUGGAGACGCUCCUUUAGGUAUACUGGGCUGAGGCCCUUUAGGGCUUUAAAGGUCAGCACCAACACUUUGAAUUGUGCUCGGAAACGUGCUGGGAGCCAAUGUAGGUCUUUCAAGACCAGUGUUAUGUGGUCUCGGCGGCCGCUCCCAGUCAGCCCCCCUCAAUUAAUACCUACAACGACCCUGCGAGGUAGGUGAAGAGGCUUCAACUGACUCCAAGGUCACUCAGUGAGUUUCAGGACGGAGUGGAGGAAUUUGAACCCCAAUCUCACAGUUCCUCAUCCAACACUCUAACCACUACAUCCCACUGCCUUCCUAGAGUCCUUCUGCUACAGGGCAGCUCUAUAAAUUCAGUAAGUAAAUAAAUAUAGGCAAAGCAAAGUGACCUGAAAUAUUUUCCUUGAAGCAUGAAUUUGUUUUAUUCCGAUUGUUUUAUUUGACAUUUAAAUGUGUUGUCAGCUGCUUGGAGAUUUUUUCUUUAAAAUAUAAAACUGUAUAGAAAUGCAAUGAAUAACAAUAAUAAUAAUAUAUUUCACCUCAAAAAAAGGCACCUGGAUAUUCUGUUGUGGCUAUCGCAACCUAGGUUUAAGGUGCUAUUUAAGCUUAUAUAUCUGAGUUUCCAACACUGGAAAUGCAUAAUAAUAAUAAUAAUAAUAAUAAUAAUAAUAAUAAAUUUCAUUGGUAGGAAAAAAUGAUGCCUAGGUACUCUGUUGUGGCAACUGCAAUCUAGGUUUAAGGUGCCAUUUGGCGAUCAGCUUCUAAGUCUGAAUUUCUAGCACUGCCCAUCGCCGAACUACCACAUUUUUUUACAAUUUGCGUACAGCAGUGUUCAAAACUCCCAUUGUCCUAGGCGCAUUUUGCGACAGGGACUUUCAUUAGUGUGGGCAGUUUCUGAGCUCUGGGCGCAGUGCUGCGCCUAAGAUUUCAGAUUAAAACUGCAGAGUGGAAGGAAAGGGGGACCAUUUUCUGCCUCCCCACUUCCAGCUACUCUCUGAAGAUUGGAGAAGAGACCCUCUUAAGAAGAUUUGGGGAUGUGGGCAGGGGAAGGAUUAGACCAUGCGACAAAUGAACAUAAUAUUUUAGCUGCAGUUCAUUCAUUUUCAGCUUUGUAUUAAAACUAUAUUUUAUUGAUGCGCCCAUAACCUAGGUUUAACCUAGGCUUUCACACCUCAGUUUCUAACGCUGGCGUACAGGGUAACAAAAUCUGGGUGCCCCUUGCCAUCUCCUGGCACCCACUGCCAACUCCUUUCUCUGCCUGACGGAGCAGCCCACCCAGAAGCCGGGCAAUUUUCUUUUCCCACGUCUUCUCUUCGUUGCUCCUUGUUUCAGAAACUCGCAAUGCUGUUUGCCUACACAGAGCUCCGCGUCUUCUUCAUCCCACUGGUGGCCUUGGAGAUGUUGAGGAAACUCAAACCUUGCCAAGUCUCGUUGUCAGAGCUUCUUUCGUCGACUCACCCACGAUUGCCGGCAAUACACCCUUUAAUCAAACCAGGAACAAAGCGAGCCGUUUGCCUUUUGUAGCGAGUUACUCAGCGAGUUGUUUGCAAUAACUGGGUUGCGGUGUUGCCAGAAGGCUUUAUGGCCUCAAUAUCCAUUUGGCCAUUCACAAAAGGGUGGGUGUGCGUUUUUUUGUGCCUACUGCAAAGCUGAGCAAGCCUUCAGAAAACAACUAUUUGACUUUCCGAAGACAUCUGAAGGCAGCCCUGUACAGGGAAGUUUUUCAUGGUCGAUGUUUUAUAGUGUUUUAAAUAUUUUGUUGGGUGCCGCCCAGAGUGGCUAGGGCAACCCAGUCAGACGGGAAGCAUAUAAAUAAGAUAAUAAUAGUUCAAAUUCUUUUUUUGCGAACCAUCAGCUCUUAGAAGUGGUAAUUUUUUUACCUAUUUACUGAUCACAUAUUCUACCUCGGUAAGUCCUAAAAAACAGACCCAGUAAGGUAGGCCUGAUAUUGCAGCCAGAAGUAGACAUUGUUAGAAACUGAGAUACAUAAGCUAAUUGGCAAAUUCCUGCAUUGCAGGGAGUUGGGCUAGAUGACCUUUGGGUCCCUUCCAACUCUACAAUAAUUGCACCUUAAACCUGGCUUGUGAUCCCCACCACAAAAUGUGUAGGCACCUCUCUCCUUUUUUUGCAGUGACAUUUCUUAAUCUUAUCAUUCAGUUCAUUUCUAUCCUGCUUUAUGUUUUAAAGGAAAAAUUUCCAACACGUUCAAACAUCCAAUCGGACCAUCAAGCUCCUUGGGAAAUAUUUCAGAUCCUUCUUGAAGGGAUAUUUUGCUUUCCUCAUCUUUAUGGGCCAACAUAAUUUAAGAAGGCAGUGAGGUGUAGUGGCUGGAGCAUGGGUAGGCAAACUAAGGCCCAGGGGCCGGAUCUGGCCCAAUCGCCUUCUAAAUCUGGCCUGAGGAUGGUCCGGGAAUCAGCGUGUUUUUACAUGAGUAGCAUGUGUCCUUUUAUUUAAAAUGCACCUCUGGUUUAUUUGAGGGGCAUAGGAAUUAGUUCAUUAUUUUUUUCCAAAAUAUAGUCCAGCCCCCCACAAUGUCUGAGGGACAGUGGACCGGCCCCCUGCUGAAAAAGUUUGCUGACCCCUGGGCUAGAGGGUCUGACCAGAACCUGGGAGAUCCGGGCUGAAGUCCCCACUCAGUCAUGAAACUGACAGGGUGACGUUGGAGUGGGUCGCUGCCUUUUAGCCUGCCCCACAGGGCUGUUGUAGGGCUCAACAUGUACCCUUGGAGAAAAAGGGUGGGAUAUAAAUGUCAUAAACAAGCUCUUUUGCUUAUCUGCUUAAGAAAGCUGGAGGGAGCAGCCAGGUAAGAUGUCAGUCGCUAACCUGGCACCCAGAAAUCUCCACAUGGGGAUGUGUUCCUUAGGGAAUCUCGCCUCAGCAAGGAAGAUCAAGUUUCCCUCUACACCAGCUCUCGGUUGGAUGUGUGCAAAAGCUUCUCAUACAAUCAAAAGGAUAAGGACCCUGGAAUAAGUCCAACCCCCUGCAAAGCACGAAUCCUUUGCCUAAGCCUGGACUCGAACCCAUGACCCUGGCAUUCAGAGCCUCGUGUUCUACUGACAGAGCUAUCUCAGUGUCCCACUUUCUUCCAGGCCUUUUCAAGCAAAGAUGAGUUUGGCGGAUCUCUGGCGCUCUCCGUAUUGUAUUCCGUGUGAUUGCAGAAUUGGAAGGGACUUCAAGGGUCCUCUAGUCUAACCCCCUUCAAGGCAGGAAUGUGCCGCUGUCCUUUACAGGGAUCGAACCUGCAACCUUGGCAGACUCUUUUUUUGCUGCCUUCUUCACGGAGCGGCCAGCUCCUGGCUUACUCACUCCAGCGGAGGCAUUCCUAAAGGAUUCAAAGCGAACCUUUCUCCAGUUCCCCAGCCAGUGCCGCAGAGCCGGAAAAACGAGUUGUGGAAGUGUGUGGCAUGUCAAAGGCAAGACCUCGCUGCCUUGUUCGGCUUUGCAAUCGAAGAAUUGUUGAUCUGAAAGGGGUCCCCAGGGUCAUCUAGUCCAGCCCGAUUGAGGCAGGACUUUUUUGCCCAAUGAGGGGCUCGAACCCAUGACUGAGAAGAGCCCAUCGCAAUAAGGAAGAAAGCGUGGGCAUUUAGGGGCUGCGGCCGAAAGCAGAUUCAAGUCAGCUUCAUUAAGGUGUCACCCAGAAAUGUUGACUUGCCUCCAAAUCGAUGUUCUAGUUGUGCGCUGGCUUGGGGACAUGGUGUGCCGCCCCACCAAUGGGGUAAACCAGGGUGACAUGCUGACACCCCAGCAGCCAACCUUGUCUGAUGACGGACUCCAAACGGAUGCCAAGGUUUUGUCCUCGUUUUGUGCCAGACUCAGCAAUCGACACUUGAACUGGGAGCUAAUGUGAAAGAAAGGGUGAGAGUUUAUCUAAGGCCGCAGGUGGGAUGUGGGUUAAACCAAAGAGCCUAGGACUUGCCAAUCAGGUCGGCGGUUCGAAUCCCCGCGACGGGGUGAGCUCCCAUUGCUCAGUCCCUGCUCCUGCCAACCUAGCAGUUCAAAAGCACGUCAAAGUGCAAGUAGAUAAAUAGGUACCACUCUGGCGGGAAGGUAAACGGCGUUUCUGUGCGCUGCUCUGGUUCGCCAGAAGCGGCUUAGUCCUGCUGGCCACAUGACCCAGAAGCUGUAUGGCGGCUCCCUCGGCCAGUAAAGCGAGAUGAGCGCCGCAACCCCAGAGUCGGCCACUACUGGACCUGAUGGUCAGGGGUCCCUUUACCCUUUACCUUUAAGGCCGCAGGUUCGAUCCCUGUAAAGGAUAGCUGCAUCUUCCUGCAUUGCAGGGGGUGGGCUGGAUGACCCUCAGAUCCCUUCCAAGCCUGCUGUUUUCAUAGAACCCUAGAAUGGUCAAGAUGGAAGGGACCUCGCCGGUCAUCUAGUCUAACCCCUGUGACACAGGACUCCCCUCCCCGGUGGGUCUCGAACCCACAACCCGGAGAUUAAAAGUCUCCCCCCAAGUCCAAGCGAAUCCAAGCUUCCGGGCAGGAGGUUUCCAUUGCUUGGUGCAGGCUUCAGAAGGCAACAUCCAGCCCGCAAGGCCCACAGCAAAGAGGCUUCACCCUUUGCAUUUCUGACCCACGUGGGUUCGAGUCCCUUGUUGGGCUGAAGAUUCCUGCAUUGGGCUAGACCAGGCAUAGGCAAACUCUGGCCCUCCAGAUGUUUUGGAACUACAAUUCCCAUCAUCCCUAGCUAACAAGGCCAAUGGUCAGGGAUGAUAGGAUCUGUAGUCUCAAAACAUCUGGAGGGCCGGGGUUGGGCUAGAUGACCCGCAGGGUCCCUUCCAACUCGACAGCUCUAGGACUCUCGAAAAGCAGCCGCCUUUUGCAUCAAGCAUUUCUGCUUUGGACUGAGUGAGAUGUUAAAAAAAAGAAAGAAAACGGGGUGAUCUGUCCUGGAAGAACUCUGGGAAAAAGGUCGCUGGGGUGACCCCGGCCUUGUUGCUGCUUGCGAAGGGGACACCACCACAGGCGGGACUUUGGACCACCUCAAAACAUCAGUCCGCCACUGCCCAGACUGAGUUUCCGGCUGCCCCACCCCAGCGGAGGCAUUCUCAACGGCUUUUGCUUGACCCUUCCUCCAGUUCCUCACUCCGUUCGGCAGAGCCAGAAAAGCAGGUUGGCAAAGUGAGCAGCGUGCCAAAGGCAGACCGCCUCCCCCUCCGCCCUGCUCAGCCUUGGAACCGUCAAGUUGGAAGGGACCCCAGGGUCAUCUAGACCAACCCCUGGCAAGACAGGUAUCUUCUGCCCAACGCGGGACUCGAACCCACAACCCUGAGAUUCAGAAACUCCUGCUCUUCCGACUGAGCUAUUUCAUAGAAUUCUAUAAUUAUCAAGUUGGGAGCGACCUCCAGAGUCAUCUAGUCUAACCCCCUGCAAGGCAAGAAUCUUCUGCCCCAUAUGGGACCCGAUUAUUCUUUCUUCUGUCUUUCCCAGGAACAUAUUCACGUCCGGAGAGCUUCCUAACCGGAUCAUUUCUGAGAGAAUUUAAGCGCUCUUUGGCAGAGCGGCCACCUUACCAUGUUGCUCCGCCUUGGCAGUUUCAGCGCUGCUGACUCUCAAAACUUUGGGAUUGUCAGAAAAGACACCACCAAAAAUGAAUCAAUUUGAGUCGGACUACUCCAGGGGUCAGUUAGACCCAGGUUGUUUUUUAAAGCAAUGUGGGUUUGAGUCCCACAUUGGGCAAAAGAUUCCUGGCUUGCAGGGGGUUGGACUAGAUGACCUUCAGGAUCCCCUCAACUCGAAAAUUCUGGGGUUCUGUGAGCAAGAUGUGUCAGGAGGUCUGUGCAGCGGGAAAAGAGGCUGUCCCUGGGUGCUGAUAAGCCCUUCUGGCUCCUUUGCUUGCCCCCCAUGGAUGAGGCUGGGCCGAGGGCAGUGGCUUCAGAUGGAAAAACGUCCCCCGGCUGACCUUGAGAAAUGCGUUUCCUGCAGUCCAGUUUAGCAGGCCCUUCUGCUCCCAGCCAGAUCUUCACACUGCUUGUAAAUCCAGCACAAGCUCCGUGUCCCUAUUUCCCAGGGACGUCCCUGAUUUAGAGAAGCCAUCCUGGUUUCUAAUUUGAUCCCGGAAUGUCCUGCUUUUCCUUCGGACGUCCCUAUUUUCACUGGAAAAAUGUUGGACGGUACGGAGUUAUCCGACGCCCAAAUCAUUUGAAGGUACAGUCAUACCUUGGUUUUCAAACAGCUUAAUUCUUGAACGUUUUGGUUCCUGAAUGCCGCAAACCCGGAAGUGACUGUUCCGGUUUGCGAACUAUUUUUGGAAGCCAAACGUCCGACAGGGCUUCCAUUGCUUCCGAUUGGCCUGCAGGAGCUUCCUGCAGCCAAUCAGAAGCUGCGCUUUGGUUUCUGAACGUUUUGGAAGUCGAACAGACUUCCAGCACAGAUUCCGUUCGACUUCCAAGGUACGACUGUAUGGGGAAGUUUUUAAAAUGCUUAAUGUUUUAUUAUGUCUUUAUAUAUGUUGGAAGCUGCCCAGAGUGCUGGGGCAACCCAGUAAGAUAUGUGGUGUAUUAAUACUUAGUAAAAUUACCACGUCAUUGGAGAAACGUUGGAGGGUAUGAGAUAUAUAACAGUGGUUUUCAACCAGUUUGCCGUGGCACCCUGGGGUGCCUUGAAGGAUGGUAAGGGGUGCUGUGGGCAACCCUGGCCUCUGUCCCCUUUUCCUUCCCUCCCUCCUCUGAUGCCCUCUCGCGUCUCGGCCUCCCAAAGGCUUGCACAACUGUUUGUUGCAGCGGCCCUGGCUGUAAGCUCCGCAGGCGAAUGGUGCCUCUGGGGCUGGCCAGGGGGUGCAGGGUGCCAGGAACUGAGGCGGCCUCGGAGUAAGCAAGCAAGUGGGUGAGGGAGCCCAGCCAGCCAGUCAGUCCACCAGCCCCUGCUUUGGGGAAUGGACAGGCAAGUGGGAGGCCGGGCAGGCAGGCUCCGUGCUGGCCUUCCUUGUGCCUGCUGUGUACAAUGCCUGCCUGGCAGCUGAGUGCCCAGUGCCGAAGAAGAGCCUUUGUGCCCUGCAGGCCUGGCAAUGCCCGCUGCUGCCACCCAAGGUGCCGGCCUCACAUUCUCCUUUGGCCAGUCUCUGUUGGGCUACUAAGGCUGGGGGCACCCUCUUUCCAGGCUCCUGUGGGGCAGUGUGAGGAGGCACCUCUCUCUGGGGCAGGGGGGCAGCUCAGAGACCGAGGGCGGCAGCAGCGGCUGCCAAGGAGAGGGGAGGGGAGAGGAGGCUGAGGGAACACUCCACAAGGGAGGGUGUUCGAAAAGGGGUGAGGGGCUGCCGGCUCUGCAACCAAGGGGGGGGGAUAUAACUGGGCUCCUGAGCCCCACAGGGAGCCGCAGAAAGAAUGUAGUUGCUCAAGGGAGCUGUGGACUCAAAAAUAAUUUCGGAGACACCGUUGAGGCCAAAGAAGAAGGAGGAGGACUCAGAAAGGUUGAAAACCUCUGGCACGUAAUCAUUGAGUUGGAAGGGACCCUGAGGGAUGCCAACUUGAAUAAAAUAUUGGGGGGCGCAGGACCACAUCAUUGAUCACAUGACGCAGUGCACACACAUAAUAUAAUAAUAAUCAUCAUUUAUUAUUAAUACCCCGCCCAUCUGGCUGGGUUUCCCCAGCCACUCUGGGCGGCUUUCAACAAAAUAUUAAAAUACAAUAAUGCAUCAAACAUUAAAAGCUUCCCUGAACAGGGCUGCCUUCAGAUGUCUUCUAAAUGUCUGGUAGUUGUUUAUCUCUUUGACAUCUGGUGGGAGGGCGUUCCACAGGGAAGGUGCCACUGCCGAGAAGGCCCUCUGCCUGGUUCCCUGUAACUUGGCUUCUCGCAGGGAGGGAACCGCCAGAAGGCCCUUGGCGUUGGACCUCAGUAUCCGGGCAGAACAAUGGGGGUGGAGACGCUCCUUCAGGUAUACUGGACCAAAGCCGUUUAGGGCUUUAAAGGUCAGCACCAACACUUUGAAUUGUGCUCGGAAACGUGCACAAACACCGUUUGAAUGGCAGUGCUCAUCAACUUGGGGGGGGCCCUAAAAUAUUUGAUUUUGGGGGCCAAAGCAUAGUUGGCUCCUAUGUUGAGGGUCAUCUAGUCUAAGCCCUGCUAGGGAGGAAGAGGCAGCUGCCCAAUAUGGGGAUCAAUCCUGCAACCUUGGUGUUGUCAACAAUCACACUCUAACCAACUGAGCUCUCCAGCAUUUUAGAAGCCCAGAAUUGUUAAGGGACCCCAGGGCAUCAUCUAGUCCCACCCCCUGCAAUGCACAACAGAUGGUGCUCUGGGGAAGUUUUACUAAUUUUACAAUUAAAUUUACAAUACCGGAUUAUUAUUAUUAUUUUUAAAGCUGAAUUCUGCAGCUCGUACCCAAAGUCAUUUCUGCGCUCUGGAGAAGCUAUGCGUCUCUGCAUGACUGUGGGUUCCCGAGGCAUCGGGCGGCUACUCAUGCUGUUUUUGAGCCGUUUGAUUGGAUUUUUAUGCCGUAUGAAGCAUAGCAGUAGCAGACCGUUAGAACUGUGGAGUUAGAAGGGACCUAAGGGAUCUGCAGGAAUGCGGGUGGCGCUGUGGGUUAAACCACAGAGCCUAGGACUUGCCGAUCAGAAGGUCGGCGGUUCGAAUUCCCGCGACGGGGUGAGCUCCCGUUGCUUGGUCCCUGCUCCUGCCAACCUGGCAGUUCGAAAGCACAUCAAAGUGCAAGUAGGUAAAUAGGUACCACUCCGGCGGGAAGGUAAACGGCAUUUCCGUGCGCUGCUCUGGUUCGCUAGAAGCGGCUUAGUCAUGCUGGCCACAUGACCCGGAAGCUGUACGCCGGCUCCCUCGGCCAAUAAAGCGAGAUGAGCGCUGCAACCCCAGAGUCGGUCACGACUGGACCUAGUGGUCAGGGGUCCCUUUACCCUUUACCUUUAAGGGUCAUCUAGCCCACCCCCGCAGUGCAGGAAUCUUUUGCCCAACAUGGGCCUUGAAUUCACAACCCUGAGAUUAAGAGCCUUAUGCUCAGCUGGUGAGAGUGUGUUUCUGAUAACGCCAAGGUUGCAGGUUUGAUCCCCGUAUGGGACAGCUGCAUAUUCCCACAUUGCAGGGUUGGGGUCCCUUCCAAGCAUUCCAUGAGUCUAUAUCUAGCCAUGGAGCAUAGCAGACUUUGCUUUUCAUUCCCUGCUUCUCCGCUGUGUGAACAGGAUGGGCUCCGUUUGACCCCACCCAGACUCACUCCUCUUCUCAGAGCUGGAUAAAACUUGCAGACGUCGGUUCAAGUCCUACCCUCCAGAGCAGGAGAAAACAAGCUGCCUUUUGCUCUAGGGAAUAUUCUCCAACCGUGAAGCUGUGUCUUAUCAUACGCCUGGUGUCACACAAGCAAAGUGGAUGUGAGAUUUUUCCACGCCUCAUUUUUGCAACAACCUCUCUUUUCUUUAAAUCGGGCAUUUGCCCAAAUUACGGCUUUAGGCUGAAAUCCUGUUUUCUUCAUUCCGGGACUCUUCUCCUUAAGUCACCCCUUUCAAACAGCUUUCCUUUCCCACCAUAGAGCUGGAAGGGACCUCAAGGGUCAUCUAGUCCAACCCCCUGCAAUUCAGGAAACUCAAUUAGGCAUCCAUGACAGCUGGCCAUCCAUCCUCUGCUUAGAAACCUCCAAGGAAGGAGAGAGGUCACUCUGCUCUUCCUGGCAGAAAACUCUUCCUGAUGUUUAGCCAGAAUCUCCUUCCUUGCAACUUGAAUCAAUUUGUUUGGGUCCUACCCUCCAGAGCAGGAGAAAACAAGCUUGUUCCAUCUUCCAUGUGACAGCCCUUGAGGUAUUUGAAGAUGCCGAUCUUAUCUCCUCUUUUUGAGGAUAAACUUACCCAGCUCCCUCCUAAGGCUUGGUUUCCAGACCCUCCAUCAUCUUGGUCGCCCUCCUCUGCACAUCUUCCAGCUUGUCAACGUCCUUCUUAAAUUGUGGUGCCCAGAACUGGACACAGUAUUCCAGGUUUGGUCUGACGAAGGCAGAAUAGAGUGGGAUUAUGACUUCCCUGGAUCUGGACACUAGACUUCUGUGGAUGCAGCCUAGAAAAGCGUUAGUUUGUUGUUGUUGUUUUGCUGCCGCAUCACACUGUUGACUCAUGAUAAGCUUGUGGUUCACUGAGGCCCAUAGACCCCUUUCACAUGAGCCACCAAAACAGAGGACAGAGCUGAGUGCAACUUCAGCAACAAAGAGUGAACAUGAACAUGAAAUUUAUUACGGUCAGAGACCAGCUUGAGAAACACAAAUGGAACUACUGUCCCAAACAUUUAAAACAAUAUACAACAAUGGUUUAAAAGGGUGAUAGGCAUAUAAACACAUAAAAACUUUAAAAUAGACUGCCUUAGAGAAAUGACCCAAAGUCACCCGUGAAUCCGGGUUUGGGAAUUUUCUUAACAAACUAGAUUGAAUCGGGGGAUGGUCUGCGCCUACAGAUCUGUACACAGAAUCUGGCGACCAUCCGGGUCGUCUUAUGAUCUUUGCCUAGCAAGAGAAGAUCAAAUUUUUGCUUUACCGGGAGGUCAGCAAGCCUCACCAGCAGGAGGUCAGUGGUUUCUCUACGUAAAAGGGACUUCUAAAAAAUAUGUGUUCAGGGCUUCCUAUAUCCCCCAAUGGACAGGCGCAAAUUCUCUGGUCAUAUGGGACUUUUUAAAAGGAUCCUUCCAAGACUGGCGAGGGCAGAGCCGAGCUUCUGGCAAGUGUGAAAGCCCUUCUUGCAUUUUUGGAUACAAGAAAAAAGAGAUAUGUUGCUGGUGAUUUCUACAAUUUUGUAGUCGGAGCACCUUAAGCAGCCCUAUUGUCUCUUGGUGUCUAUAAUUCUUUGCCUAACCAUUGCUUUUGACGAAGAGUGAAGAAAUCAUUCUCACUUCUUGGGGGCUUUUAAGCAGAGGUUGGAUGGCAUCCAGAUGGAAUUUUUGAAAUGUCUGGGAAAACCUGGGAACACGACAGCCCAAUUUUCCUAUUAAAUUGGUAAAAAUGUCAUUUUUACCCCCUCCCCAACUUUGCCCAACUUUUGUGUCUGGAUUUUCACUUUAUGAAAUAUGGCAACUUUACAUCUAGGGAUUCUCUUUGGGCUUCCCCCACCCGGCUGAGAAUCAAAUCCUUUGUCCUAGCUGAGAGAAGAGCCAGCCUUAGCUCCCUGGGCCUCAUCCUGCCUUCUUUCUUUGCCUCCGGCAGGGGAGCAGUUUGCCGUCUUCCGGAACUCGGAGGGGAAAGUUUGUGUGGUGGAUGCCUAUUGCCCUCACCUGGGCGCUAACCUGGGUGUUGGAGGCCAGGUGGUGGGCAGCUGCAUUGAGUGCCCGUUCCACGGCUGGCAGUUCGACGGAGAGAGCGGCAAGUGUGUCAGGAUCCCGUACGCCGAGAAAGGUGAGACGCCUUUGCCCAUCUCAUUGAACCCUGAACGUGUUUCGCACCUGGGGCCUGGAAGACAGGGGGCGGCUCAGCACUUUGGGGGCCAAGGGGGGCAGCCCUCACAGGGGUGGCGCAAGGCCUUGUGGGCACAGACAAAGCAGAAAUCCCUGAAGAUAAGCAAGGUAAAGGUAAAGGGACCCCUGACCAUCAGGUCCAGUAGUGACCGACUCUGGGGUUGUGGCGCUCAUCUCGCUUUAUUGGCCGAGGGAGCCGGCGUACAGCUUCCGGGUCAUGUGGCCAGCAUGACUAAGCCGCUUCUGGCGAACCAGAGCAGUGCACGGAAAUGCCGUUUACCUUCCCGCCAGAACGGUACCUAUUUAUCUACUUGCACUUUGACGUGCUUUAGAACUGCUAGGUUGGCAGGAGCUGGGACCGAGCAACGGGAGCUCACCCUGUCACGGGGAUUUGAACCACCGACCUUCUGAUCGGCAAGUCCUAGGCUCUGUGGUUUAACCCACAGCGCCACCCGCGUUCCUGAAGAUAAGCAAAGGUUCUGUUAAAACCAGGAAUGGGAGGCAAUUAAAUGACUCCCCCAAAAUCCCAAGUCGCCACCAGAGCCUCAAACUAAGGCCAGGACAAUGACCUUUGACACAGGCACCAUAUUACACAACAGCAAAGAGGCUCAGAAAAGCAGUCUAUAAAAUUGUGGCAAUAAGCAGAUAACAUGAAUUGUACUGUUUCCCCUGAGUAUCCAACAUAGAAUCAAAUAAUCGCCCAAAUUCAGUGGUUUGAUGGAUUUCCUUGGUUCCUAUGGCUAAUGACUCCUCUGGAAGAGGGGAAUCUAGGGCUCCCCCUGCUUCCAUAAUCCCUUAAGCAUAAGGUCACACACUCCUUGCCCUUCCAUAAGGUGGGAAUGUAGCCUCACAAUAGGAGGCAGGAGGCGAUCAAGGGCAGCCUAAACCCCAGACAGAAAUCCUUCGGGAUGGUGGAUCGAACCCUGAUACUUUCAGAGAAGAAUUGUGGGGAAAGCCUUGCAGCUAGGGCAAUGUGUAAACACUUUUAUUGUUCUUGGGAAGGAGGCAGGGGCGAAGGAAGGGGGUGCGGGGGGUACGGGCUGCCCCGGGUGUCACCACUGAGGGGGGUGACAAAAUGCCGGUCGGCACUCACCGUGGGGCCUGCUGCGUGCCUGAGCCACUGCACGCAGGCUCUGUGCUGCCCAAAUGUUCCACCCGCUGCCUCCCCCCAGGUGUAGGGCGGCUGAAUGGGAGGAGGCAGGCAGUGGCAUCGCAAGGUGGGGGGGUGGUGCACCCCGGGUUCCAUGUCUGGGAGGGUGACAAGGCGGUACUCUGUGGGGUGCUUGCCCUGCUGCCCUGGCCCAUGCGCAGCGGUGCGAGCAGAGCCUUGCAGAGCCAGGCAGAGGCCCAGCCAGGUAGAUAAUCUGGCCCUCCUUUUUUUUCUUUACCCUGGGGAUAACUGAAGCCUUAUAAAUAAGUAAGUAUAUUUUCACAAAAGUUAUGGUGACAAAUAAUUUUAUUUCAAGGCUUGAACCAUAUCUGCAUAUAAAGACAAAAUGGAAAAUAUAGAUGAAUAUGCUAACCAAGGCCCCCUUUGGAAUCGGAGGCCCGGGCCAAGUGGCCCAUAUGGCCCCCCCUCGGUCUGGGCCUGGGCGCAAGCCGCCAUCGUGCCACCACCGCCGCAUGUGGAGGAUCCUCCGUUCACGUCUGCAGCCACAAGCAGAGGAUCUCACCAACGUCCGUACGGCUCUUAGGCGGCGCCGGUAGCAAACGGCUAUGUACAACGCAUGCGCGGUGUCGCACGCAUGUGCUGUGCGUAGCGACACCGCACAUGGGGUGUACAUAGAGGUUUGCCACCGGCACUGCUGGAGCGCUGUACGGAUGGCGGUGGGAUCCCUCUGCAGCCAGCAAGAGCCACUUACGGCGAGCGGGGAGCCCCCCUCCCAGCCUCCCUCCCUGCCCGCCUUGCCGUAAGCGGCUCCCGCUUUGCCGCUUUAUAGCGAGGGAGGGGGGCAGAAGGGAGCCGUGGCUCCUGAGAGGACGCAGCUUUGCCAGCGCCCCGGCAAGGCGGCAUAGCUCCUCCCCUUCCCCUGACGGCUUUGGGUACUUGGGAGUCGCGGGCGUGGGGGCGCAGAGGCAUAGGAAGGGGCGUGGACAUUUGGCCCCAACUCCCAAGCCUACCCCAAGCUGUGAUGUGGGGAGGGGUGACAAAAAAAAUUCCGCACCAGGUACCACCUGGGCUUGCUAUGCCUCUAGAAGCAGGCAGACUCCAGAGGCCCCACGGUGUGCCCUGCCCCUAUGGAAGCAGGUACUUAAAAGGUGUCAGGAACGAGGAUGAUGAACAAGGGUGGGCGGUGGUCUUAUGUUUCUACACACCAAACACUUCUUUUCUUUUCUUUUUUUGAAUUUGCAUUUUUUUUAUUUAUUAACAGUCUUAUAUUACAUCGGUAAACGUUGUCAUAUUACAUUACAGGACUUACUAUAAUAUAAUUUCCAACAUGUAUACAUAAAUUAUAUACGAAUUUUAUAUACCUAGAAGGAAAAUGAAACAAACAAACAACCAAGAACAAAGAGAAAAAACAAAAACAAAUUUCCCCCCCAAAAUCAUAUACAUACCAACACAAUAGACUCCCUGUCUUUCCCAUCGUAUAUUCCUUUUUUACAAAUGAAUGUACUCUUAUUAUUGUAUAUUUCUUUACAUAUUUCUAAUACAUAUAUUUAUAAUACAUAUUUCUAAUAUAUAUAUUUCUAAUACAUUUCUAAUACAUAUUAUGUAUAUUUCUAAUACAUUUCUAAUACAUAUUAUGUAUAUUUCUAAUACAUUCCUAUAUCAAUAUGUGCUUUUAGUCUUAUUUCUCAACUCACUCCAACGUCAAUCAAAUGCUAGCACAGAUAGCGAACCUUUACUGUAUUUUUGAACAUAUGUUUUAUAUCUAUCCCACUUUCCCAUUAAUUUUUGUUUUGAAUUGCCUCUCGGGGUAUUUGUUAACUGCGCCAUUUCAGCAAAUUCUUGUAGCUUGUCACGCCAGUCUGUUAUUGUCGGGGCUUCUUGUUCCUUCCAAACACACCAGAGACUCCUACGGACAUAUCUGUGAUGUCUCGAUGAUGCUGUUGAUAAAUGUGUUAUGGGAAAUGGAGAGAGGUCUUAAAAGCUCACGCAACCCUAUGGUCAGAGUUCCUGCUCUUGGUGUGUUUGAACCUUCCUGCAACAAUUAAAGAUCAGGUUUACUGGCCGCCAUUUUGAUUCUUUAACUUGGCUGGAGACUCCUCCUUUUGCUGACCUAAGGGACCUGCAGGGAGUGGCACCCCGAUGGGCUGGACCAUAGCUGUCAACUUUUCCCUUUUCUUGCGAGGAAUCCUAUUUGGAAUAAGGGAAUUUCCCUUAAAAAAAGGGAAACGUUGACAGCUAUGGGCUGGACAAUGGAGUAAUCCGCACCCCAGGAUUUUUCCUUAUCAGUUCGCAAGCACACCGGAAGCGCUGAACAUGGAUGUAUAGCUCGGUUCAUCUGAGCUCUCUGGCCUUCAUCUGAAUCAGGAGACGCGGGUCCUCCUGGGCUGCCUCUGACGCCCGCUCCCUCUCCCCGCAGUGCCCGAAUUCGCCAAGAUCAAGGUGUGGCCAUCGUGCGAGGUCAGCGACAUGGUCCUGGUCUGGUACCACUGCGACGGCAUCGACCCGACGUGGCGAGUCCCUGACCGCGAGGAGUUCCUGCCGCGCCCGUGCCCCUUCCGCGGCCUGACCGAGCACUUUGUCAACGUGCACAUUGAGGUGCUUGCGGGGGCACAGCCAGGCAGGGCGCUGUGACGAGUCGGGGGUCCCGAGGGAGGGUGGUGGGCAGGCGUCAUGGCAUGAUCUGAUGGUGGCACUUGGUAAGGCUCGGUGGCAGGAUUUGUGCGGGGUUGGAGAGUGUGUGGAGAGGAAGCCCACGCAGAGCAGAAUAAUAAUAAUAAUAAUAAUAAUAAUAAUAAUAAUAAUAUCUUUAAACCCUCCCCAGCCACUCUGGGCAGCUCCCAACAAAAUAUUAAAAACACGAUAAAACUUCAAACAUUAAAAACUUUCCUAAACAGGGCUGCCUUCAGAUGUCUUCUAAAAGUCAGGUAGUUGUUUAUUUCCCUGACAUCGGGUGCCACCACCGAGAAGGCCCUCUGCCUGGUUCUCUGUACCCUCACUUCUCGCUGUGAGGGAACUGCCAAAAGGCCCUUGGCGCUGGACCUCAGUGUCCAGGCUGAGUGAUGGGGGUGGAGACGCUCCUUCAGGGAUACUGGGCUGUGGCUGUUAAUGUUAAAAACAUAUGAAGGCAACUGUCUACUUUUGGAAAGGCACGCUCAAAAUUGUCUUCUACAAUUAUGUGAUAAAGUCCAGCAGGACUAAAUUUUGGUUUUUUUACCUUUAUUGUUGCACUGAACUGGCAAUGGGAGAUUUCCUUGAAGCUUGAAGUUAUUUUAUUCUGGACCGUUGUAUUUGAUUCCUUAAUGGGUUGUCAACAGCCUGGAGAUUUUUUCCUUUAAAAUAUAAAGUGCUAUAGAAAUGAAAUUGUUAUUAUUGUUAUUAUUUAUAAUAAUAUCAUUGGUGGAAAAUAUCUAAUAAUAAUAAUAAUAAUAAUAAUAAUAAUAAUAAUAAAUUUCAUUGGUAAAAAAAGGAGGGGGGACUGUUUAAGACCAAGCCAGCCCCUUGGAAGGGUCUCUGGAGGUUGUGGAGUCUCCUUCUUUGUUUUGAAGCAGAGGUUGAAUGCCCAUCUUGGAUGCCAUCCAGUUUUUGAACAGGGAAGGGCGGGGUAUAAAUAAAUAUUAAUAAUUAUUAUUAUUAUUAUUAUUAUUAUUAUUAUUAUUAUUUGAUGUUUGAGUGGGGGUUGGGCUGGAUGACCUUUGGGGGCCCCUUUCCAACUAGCAGAGGCUCUUCAGAGUUCCAGGCAGCUCUGUCCUUUCUCCAUGCCAGGAGAUCCCAGAGAACGGAGCGGAUACGGCCCACCUCUCCUUCCUCCACCGCCACGCUUUCCUGAGUGGAGCUGACCUGCGCUACAUGGACUCCCCUUUCUGGACUUUCUUCCGGCACCACUGGCAGGUAAAGGAGGCUCUCCCAGCGGGACCCAGCGUUUGAAGCACAAAUAUCAGAUGACCUUUGGGGGACCAUUCCCACUCGACAACUCUCUGAUUCUAUGAAAGGAGGGUUGGGGUUACCUUGGCCAAAUUGAACGCCAAAGUCAAUAAUUUCUAGCUCGGUUGCUAGUGGAAGAAAAUGAGACUCCAAAACUCUGGGUGGUGGGUUCAAGCUCCAUGCUGGGCCAAUGUUUCCUGCUUUGAGCGAGGUUGGGCUGGAUGACCCUUGCAGGUCCCACCCAAUAGCUCAGUCGGAAGAGCAUGAGACUCUGUAUCUCAGGGUCAAGAUUCCUGUCUCGCAGGGGGUUGGGCCAGAUCACUCUCCCAACUCGGCAAUUCUAUGACUCUACCAUUUUUCUACCGCAGGCAGAUUGGCACCCUGAUCCGGAGCCCAAUGCGCACUGUUCCCGCUUGCAGCUGAAGCACAGCAUCACUCUCUUCGGAAAGCACUUCAGCUUCAUGGACCUGAGAGUUUCCGCCUGGCAGGUACAGUCUGUGGCGAGGAGAGGCUGUAAGAGGAUGGUUUGUAGACUGUGUUCUUUCUCGACUUUUUCUAGGGUCAUCUGGUUCAGCCCCACCCCCUGCAUGGCAGGAAUCUUUGGCCCAAGGUGGGAUUUGAACCCAUGACCCAGAAAUUAAGUAUCCUAGAACCAUAGGAUUGUAGAGCUGGAGGGGAUCCCAGGGACAUCUAGCCCAACCUGAAUCCCAGCUAUUACAUUCCAGAACGGAGAUGAAGACCCAGAACAAAAUUGGGUCAUAGCUUUUAAACACAUUGCCCGACCCCUUAGCCAAAGACCACCUGAAAGCAUCAUACAAGCAUCACAGAAAGAGGCGGAGAAAUGUGAGUGUGUGGCUUGUCUCUUGUCAUGGAUUUGUGGAGUGGUCUUCUAUUCCAACCCCCAGCAAGGCAGCUGUCCCAUACAGGGAUCGAAACUGCAACCGUGGCGUUCUCAGCAUCAUGUUGCGUGCCAAGACCCCGCAACCACCCCAUCGUUGAUGAAUAAGACACAAGGACACAGAUAUUAGGUUAAUGUUAUUGGGCAAAUUUAGGCCACAACUUUAUUGGUUACAGAAGGUGAGCGGUAUUGGCUUAGGCAUUGGAACUGACCUGACUAUAUGACAGCAUCUUAAAAAGCAGAGACAUCACCUUGUCAACAAAGGUCCGUAUAGUUAAAGCCAUGGUUUUCCCAGUAGUGAUGUAUGGAAGUGAGAGCUGGACCAUAAAGAAGGCUGAUCGCCGAACAAUUGAUGCUUUUGAAUUAUGGUGCUGGAGGAGACUCUUGAGAGUCCCAUGGACUGCAAGAAGAUCAAACCUAUCCAUUCUGAAGGAAAUCAGCCCUGAGUGCUUACUGGAAGGACAGAUCCUGAAGCUGAGGCUCCAAUACUUUGGCCACCUCAUGAGAAGAGAAGACUCCCUGGAAAAGACCCUGAUGUUGGAAAAGAUGGAGGGCACACGGAGAAGGGGACGGCAGAGGACGAGAUGGUUGGACAGUGUCCUCGAAGCUACCAGCAUGAGUCUGACCAAACUGCGGGAGGCAGUGGAAGACUGAAGUGCCUGGCGUGCUCUGGUCCAUGGGGUCACGAAGAGUCGGACACGACUAAACGACAAUCACAUUUUUUUCGAGUAUUAAAUUCUCUUAUCUAUUUCACAUUGUAGGAGUUACUUCAGUCCUGCUAGUGAUUUUAGUUUUUACAACUGUCUUUUAAAUACUCAGUAAAUUUACUCCAAUUGUCCUGGAAUCUCUGGUCGUCCUGGUUCCAGAUCCUUCCUGUCAAUUUGGCCAAUUCCGCGUAGUCUGUCAUUUUCGACUGCCACUCCCCAAUGGUAGGAACCUCUUGUGAUUUCCUGUUUUGAGCCAGCAAAGUCCUUGCAGCGGCUGUGGCAUACAUGAAUAGUCUUUGGUCCUUUAUCUUAAUCUCCCUUCCCAUCAGACCAAGCAAAAAAGCCUCUGGUCUUUUGGGGAAGGCAUAUUUUAAUAUUUUCUUUAGUUCAUUAUAGAUUGGCUCCCAGAAUUUCUUUAUCACAAGUCCACCACAUAUGAUAAGCUUGACAGUCCGUGAGGUUGCCUCCAAGCUGGUUGACUGUCUCUCUCUCGGCCCCUGCAGGUGGGGCCCAGUUUGGUCUUCCUUGUCCUUCGGUUUCCCCUCCUGGGCCAAGGAAUCAUCGUCCAAAGCGUCACCCCCGUGCAGCCCCUCAUGCAGCAGGUCAUCCACCGAAUAUACUUCCAGAAGAACGUUCCCGCCUUCAUCCCCAAGAUGGUCCUCCGGGCAGAGUGCAGCCAGGUAGGGAGUGCCAGCAGGGGGCACCCAAGCAGUGGGUGGGGGGAGAACGAGACCUUCCCGUGGGCUGGAAAGCCAGCCAGACCUUCGCCCCUGACAAAGGGGGCAGGCAACAUCAGAAACUCAGGGAAGAGAAUCGCCAAAUGGCACCUUCAACCUGGGUGAUGGUCGGCCCUGAAGAAUGUUGAGGCGCAAUUUGUUUUUGCAGUGAAAUUUAUACUAACAAUAAUCUCAGAUAUAUAAGCGAAUUGCCAAAUGCCACCUUAAGCAUAGGUAACAGUGGCCAGCAUGGAACGUCUAGGUGCCUUUUAAAAUAAUUGAUUAUUGUUAGUAUUACAGUCAAACCUCGGUUGUUGAAUGUGCAGUGGUACCUCAGGUUACAGACACUUCAGGUUACAGACUCCGCUAACCCAGAAAUAGUACCUCGGGUUAAGAACUUUGCUUCAGGAUGAGAACAGAAAUUGUGCGGCAGCAGCAGGAGGCCCCAUUAGCUAAAGUGGUACCUCAGGUUAAGAACAGUUUCAGGUUAAGAACAGACCUCCAGAACGAAUUAAGUUCUUAUCCCGAGGUACCACUGUACAGUCAAACCUUGGUUGUCGAAUGUAAUCCAUUCCGGAAGACUGUUCGACUUCUGAACGACAACCGAGGAUCAAAAGGCGGUCGGCAAAGUCAGUGGAGAAAAAAAGGGGAAAAAACCCUGGAGUUUGAAAAUCGUUCGAAAACCAGAGCAGUUACUUCUGGGUUUUUGGCAUUCAGGGGCUGAAACUUUCCAAAAGGGAGGCGUUUGGGAGCCGAGGUUUGACUGUAUUAUUAAUAAUAAUUUCCACUGUUAGAAACUCAUAUACAUAAGCAAGUCGCCAAAUAGCACCUUAAAUCUGGGUGACGGUUUACACUGUGAAAUGUUUAGGCACAUUUUUUUGCUAUUAUUAUUAUUGUUGUUGUUAUUGUUGUUUAGUCAUGUCCGACUCUUCGUAACCGCAUGGACCAGAGCACACCUGGCACUCCUGUCUUCCACUGUCUCCCGCAGUUUGGUCAAACUCAUUAUUAUUAUUAUUAUUAUUAUUAUUAUUAUUAAUCUGGGGGGCAGCCAGUUGGAGAUGUUAAUCACUAUCCUGGCACCCUGAGAUUUCGGCGUGGUUGCGAGUGGGCCUGCGCCUGUUGUAAAACGCAGCUGGUGGAUUUUGAACCCUGGGUGCAGGGCAAAGUCUAUCAAAGGCAGGGCAAAGUCUAUCAAAAGAACUCCUGCACUCCAUCCCCGUUCCCUGCCAGCUGCAUCUCAGUGCAGGUUUCGUGCUUCUCUCCACGCUCUGUCUCAGUUCAGAGGACUGCAUGCAGAUUCUUAUAUCAGGGAAACCUCCAACUGUAGAAUGAGAAGUGACGCCAAGGGUCAUUAACCACUUGCAAUGCAGGAAGAUGCCGCUGUCCCUUACGGCGAUUGAAUCUGCAACCUUGGCAUUAUAGACGCCAUGCUCUCGCCAACUGAGCUAUCCAUAAUAAAAUAAUGAUAAUAAUAAUUUACUACUUAUACCCCACCCAUCUGGCCAGGCCUCCCCAGCCACUGGGCGGCUUCCAACAGGAUAUUAAAAGCACAAUAAAAUAUCAAACAUAAAAAACUUCCCUGAACAGGGCUGCCUUCAGAUGUCUUCUAAAACUCAGAUAGUUGUUUCUUUCCUUGACAUCUGAAGGGAGGGCGUUCCACAGGGAAGGUGCCACCACCGAGAAGGCCCUCUUCCUGGUUCCCUGUAACCUCACUUCUCGCAGUGAGGGAACCACCAGAAGGCCCUCGACGCUGGACCUCAGUGUCCUGGCUGAAUGGUGGGGGUAUUCCUGUUGUCCUGUUCCUGUUGCAGGGGUUUGCACCCUCAAGGUCCCUUCCAACUCUACAAUCCUAUGAGUGAUCUGCAGAUGCCUGUCACUCUACUGCCGUGAUCGUUGGAAUGGAGUGACUUUUCUUUCUUUGUUGGUCUCCUUUUUCAGUUUGAGCGGGACGUCAUGAUAUGGAACCACAAACAAUACCUCUCCAAACCGCUUCUGGUGAAGGAAGAUGGGGCGAUCCAGAGGCACCGUCGUUGGUUCUCCCAGUUCUACGGUGAAAAGAGCCCAAAGAUUACCAGCCAAAAGGAGAGCCUGGACUGGUGA
Molecule: messenger RNA, 23098 nt
Organism: Podarcis lilfordi (Lilford's wall lizard)
Lineage: Eukaryota; Metazoa; Chordata; Lepidosauria; Squamata; Lacertidae
Source: the annotation of a GenBank genome assembly